GGGGUUAAGCCGCAAACUAAAACCACAAAGCUCCUGCGCUGGAUUCGGCUUCUCUCUUCCUGGCGGCGAUGCUCCGUUUUCCGUCGCUAGGGUUCCGGCGUGCUCUUCUAUGAUCCCGGUGCAACGGGCCUUUCUUAGCCGAGCCAUCGCUGCAAGACUCUUUCCCUCGCGCACCUCCCUUCGCUUCAACUCCUCAAUCCUCUCGCUGGUUGAGCCACCCAACUACUCCAGUGACGACGUCGAUAGAGACGCCACCGAUAAGCUUCCCGACGCAAAGUUUCGCUCUUGCUGCCCCGGAGUGCCCCGAGCGGGCCUCUUCCUCCUCGUCUCCGUCGUGCAGAGGACCCUCGACUGGACCACGGUCCGAGAAAUUAGAUUCGCUGAGGCGGCAGGCGCGUACGGCUUCCCGCAUGCGGUGGAGGCUUUCUCGAUGCUCAUGGGGGUUUUCUCGUCGGCGGGAAUGCAACGGGAGAUUAGGCUGUUGCUAGCUGGGGUUCUGAGCUUCGUUAGGAAUGUGGAUUGCGACUUGUUGGUGGUGCUAUCAGCAGUAGUGCUGCAUGCUGGUGGUUCUCUGAGCUCUCUCAAUGUAUAUGGGACUGCUAUCCUUCUUCUAGCAGAAGACUCCAUGAUCGAACAUGCACUAGAAGUCUACUUUGAAGCGAAAAGAAUGGGGCUUCCGAUUGGAGCUCCCUUAUCUAACCUUUUGCUCAAAGUUUUGGUCAGAAGCAAUAAUUCCGAAAUGGCAAAGGAUUUAUUUAAUCACAUGAAAAUCUGCGGACCGAAGCCAAAUGUUUAUAGUUACACUAUCAUUAUGUAUAUGUAUACUACCCAAGAUAUCUUGGACAUAAAUGAAGCUAGUAAAAUUCUUGAUGAAAUGGAAAUGGAAGGUGUGAAGCCAAAUGUAGUGACAUAUGAUACGUACAUCAGGGGGCUUUGUCGAGCAGGAGAUGUUAAGUCUGCAAAGGAAUUUCUUCAGGACUUGCAGUCCAGAGACUUGCCAUGCAAUACCAAUUGUUAUAAUGCUCUGAUACUUGGUUUUUGUAGGGAGGGUGAGUUGGAGAAAGCUUUGUCAGUAGUUCAGGAGAUGAAAGAACGUGGACCAAAGCCAGAUGUACAUAGCUACAGCAUUCUCAUUGAUGGAUUUUGCAAAAGUGGAGAUGUUGCGAAGGGCUCUAAUCUUCUUGAAGAAAUGUUAAGCAAUGAGAUCACGCCGACGAUGGUUAGUUUUAGUUCACUACUUCAUGGUUUGUGCUUGAAAGGUGAGAUGGGAUGUGCAUUAAGUCUCUUCAAUCAACUGAGUGGCCAAGGCUAUGCACAUGACUUAAUUUCCUAUGGGAUCCUCAUUGAUGGAUAUUGCCAACUUGGGGAUUUGGAUGGUGCUUCUAGGCUUUGGCAACAGAUGAUUCAAAGCAAUUUUGUCCCAGAUGCUCAUAGUUACACGAGUAUAAUAUUUGCUCACUGUAGAAAUGGGUGCUUGAAAGAAGCAUUAGAGCAAUUUGAAUUCAUGCUUUACAGCGGUGUGAUGCCUAGUGUUGUAACAUGUACUCUGAUAGUUGAUUUAUUUUGCAAGCAGCAUAGAAUGUUAGAUGCUUUUGCUUUCCUUGACAAAAUGAAUGAAUGGGGAAUUGUUCCAAAUAUAUUUAUGUUCUCAGUCAUCCUUAAUGGACUAUUCAAGGAAGGAAAAUCAGUGUACACGUGGGGUGUUCUGGGAUCAAUGAUAAAGAAAGGGAUUGUUUGUGACGUAGUUAUCUAUUCCAUACUUAUUGAUGGUCUAAUUAAAUCAUCAAAGCUUGAGGAGGCACUGAAGCUGUUUGCAGGAAUGUCAAAGGUGGGUUUGGUGCCAAAUAUCUUUGUAUACACCAUCAUUAUCAAUGGGCUUUGCAAGAUUGGUAGGCUACCUGAAGCAUUGGGUUUGUUCGAAGAAAUGAUUAUAAAGGGGUUUAUUCCUGAUAGGAUUGUAUAUACAUGCUUGAUUGAUGGUUACUGUAGUCGCAAAGAUAUGAAGAAAGCUUCUGAGUUGUUCGACAAAAUGGUGCACAGUGGUCUUGUGCCUGAUGCUCAUGCAUACACCUGCCUCAUUGAUGGAUAUAGCAAGAUUUUUAUGAUGGAAACUGCAAUUGCUUUGCUAGAUGAUAUGCUGAAAAUGAAUCUCUGUCCUACUGUAGUAACCUAUAGUGUGAUAAUUAAUGGAUAUCGUAAAUUGGGUGAUUGGGAUAAAGCUUAUGAGAUAUAUAAGAUAAUGUUAAAUCAAGGCAUUUCUCCUGAUUCAGUCAUGAAUUUGUCGGAGAUUUCAAGUUUUAGCACUUGAAUGGUUACUUGAGGAACUAUAUCUCAUGUAUCAUUUUGAGAUCCUGCAAACUGGUGGAUAAAAACAAUCGCUAAUGCCUUCCAGUCAAAAAAAGAUAUCACUUAUUGCCCCCAUUCAAGGGAAGUUGAUGCAGCUAAUAAGCUGAUAUUAUUUAGAUUGGUAGUGGUGAUAUCUUACUUUUCUUUACAACAAGCAAAGUUGGUGGAUGAAUUACCACUGCAAGAGGAAGCAAGAUGCUUUGUUGUAGAUAAUUGGGUAACAUGCAGCAAAAGUCUAGGAAGACAGAAGUCAGUAUCUUUCAGAAAUUGCAGGUUAAUGGUUUCCGGUUUGACCUCAUGGGACAUAUUAUGAAGAGCACUAUGGUGAAAGCAAAGAGUACUCUUCAAAGCCUGUCUAAAGACAAGGAUGGGGUAGAUGGUUCAAUGAUAUAUAUGGUAUCCCUUUUUUCAUUGUGGGGAUGAGAUUUUGCGGUCAAAGUCACUUGAUCGUGAUUCAUACAAUUCUGGUGAUUGGUUUAACAGACUUGACUUCACUUAACAAGCGAACAAUUGGGGCGUUGGACUUCCUCCACGAGAAAAGAACUAAUAUAAUUGGCCACUAAGUUCUUACAGCAUUUUAAUCGAAAUAUGGAUCAAACCAAGGUUAGCAAACCCAUCAUUCAAGCCUCAGAAACAUCACAUUCUUGCAGCUGUUGAUAACUUUGUAGACCUACUAAAGAUCAGAUAUUCUUCUCCACUCUUUCGUUUGAGAACUGCAAAUGCCAUUCAAGUAAGGCUACUGACUUAAAUCGAGUAUAGUCACUUUCCUAAUCGAGGAUAUGUAAACUCAAUAGGAAGGUCAACAUUUUUCUGUUUCUUGUACCUGAUAUGUAACUAACUGUGCUGAAAGGUCCAGUUGUUUACAACUGAUAUUACUUA
Messenger RNA from Zingiber officinale, 3225 nucleotides. Its product is annotated as pentatricopeptide repeat-containing protein At5g41170, mitochondrial-like. The coding region runs from base 110 to 2308 and encodes 732 amino acids. Lineage: Eukaryota; Viridiplantae; Streptophyta; Magnoliopsida; Zingiberales; Zingiberaceae. Gene Ontology annotation, molecular function: protein binding. The record is from RefSeq and is a predicted model, not a curated record. The transcript is spliced from 6 exons.